UCUUUAUUCUCGUUCUUUGUCUAACUAGAUUUACAAAGAAAUAUCUUUCCUGAAUAGGAAUGAGGCAGCACUUGUGGAAAGCAUUUCUAAACAUAUACAUGAAAUACUGAUUCCAAAGUUGCCAUCUUCAAUGAAGAAUCUUAUAGGGAUUGAUUCAAGAGUGGAACAAGUGAUUUGUCAAAUAGGCCUUGGAUUGAAUGAUGUUCGCUAUAUAGGCAUACGGGGAAUGGGCGGCAUAGGUAAGACAACUAUUGCUAGAGCUGUCUUUGAAACUAUUCGAAGUAGAUUUGAAGUUGCUUGCUUUCUUGCUGACGUAAGGGAGCGAUGUGAGAAAAAAGAUAUUCCUGACAUACAAAAACAACUUCUUGAUCAAAUGGGUAUUAGUUCAACUGCUCUUUAUAGCGAGUAUGAUGGGAGAGCAAUACUUCAAAACUCGUUACGUCUCAAAAAAGUUCUUCUUGUUCUUGAUGAUGUAAAUCAUGAAAAGCAAUUAGAGAAUUUAGCUGGAGAGCAAGAUUGGUUUGGUUCUGGCAGCAGAAUAAUAAUUACAACCAGAGACCAACAUUUGCUACAGGAACAAGGGGUGCAUGAAACUUAUGAGGUUGAAGGAUUAGUGGAAAUUGAAGCCUUUAAUCUCUUUUGUUCAAAAGCUUUUAAACUGCCAGAACCUACAGAAGGGUUUUUGGAUUUGUCCAAAGAAGUAGUCAAUUAUAGUGGCGGUCUUCCUUUGGCACUUAAAGUGUUGGGGUCCUAUCUUUAUUGCAGAUCCAUUGAAGUUUGGCAUAGUGCUAUUGGAAAAAUAAAGAAUUCUUCCCAUUCCGAUAUUAUUGAUGUAUUGAAAAUAAGCUAUGAUGGUUUAGAUUCCAUGGAAAAGAACAUUUUUCUAGAUAUUUCAUGUUUCUUCAAAGGAAGAUCAAGAGAUUAUGCAACAAAGAUAUUAAAAUUAUGUGGUCAUCAUGCGGAAAUUGGUAUUGAUAUUUUGAUUAAUAGAUCAUUGGUCACAAUAGAGCAGGAUAAGUAUGGGGAGGAUACUCUGAGAAUGCAUGAUCUGAUUGAAGAAAUGGGCAAACUUAUUGUAAAUCAAGAAUCUCCAGAUGAUGCUAGUAAGCGAAGCAGGUUGUGGUGUGAAGACGAUAUCGAUCUUGUACUUAGACAAAACAAGGAAACUAAAGCAACACGUAGCAUUGUUCUAUACGACAAGCGGGAUGAACUGUAUUGGAAUGAUUUAGCUUUCUCAAACAUAUGUCAGCUAAAGCUCCUCAUUUUAGACGGCGUGAAAUCUCCCAUUCUCUGCAAUAUUCCCUGUACGUUAAGAGUUUUGCACUGGAGUGGUUGUCCAAUGGAAACUCUACCCCUUACAGAUGGACACUAUGAACUUGUUGAAAUUGAUCUGUAUCUUAGCAAAAUUGUACACGUGUGGCAUGGAAAAAAGUUUCUAGAAAAGUUGAAGUACUUAAAUCUGUCAAACAGCCACAACCUGAAGCAAACGCCUGAUCUUUCUGGGGCUUCCAAUCUUGAAACACUUGAUCUUUCAUGCUGUUCAGAGCUGAAUGACAUUCACCAAUCUCUCAUACACCAUAAAAACCUUCUUGAAUUGAAUUUAAUCAAGUGUGGAAGUCUCGAAACGCUUGGAGAUAAAUUGGAGAUGAGUUCACUCAAGGAACUAGAUCUAUAUGAGUGCAAUAGUUUGAGAAAACUACCAGAAUUUGGGGAAUGCAUGAAACAGUUAUCCAUUCUUACUUUGAGUUGUACAGGCAUAACAGAGCUACCCACGACGAUUGGAAAUUUGGUUGGCCUAUCUGAGUUGGACUUACAAGGAUGCAAAAGGCUUACUUGCCUUCCAGACACCAUAUCUGGGUUAAAGUCCCUCACGGCUUUGAAUGUUUCUGACUGCCCAAAUCUUCUCCUUCAAUCUUUGGAUUCUCUUUCUACUCUAACCUCAUUGCUUUUAUCGUGGAACAAAUGUGUUGAGGUUCCAAUAAGCAUCCAUGAAUUUCCCAGGCUCAGGCAUCUGGACCUAAAUGAUUGCCGUAAUCUGGAGUUUUUGCCGGAGCUUCCAUCAAGUCUGAGAGAAUUGCAGGCAUCGCGUUGUAAAUCACUGGAUGCAUCCGAUGUCAAUGAUGUUAUAUCAAAGGCGUGCUGUGCCUUCGCAGCAUCAGCUAGCCAAGAUGGUGAUGACGUCAUGCAAAUGUUGGUUGCAGGGGAGGAAAUACCAUCAUGGUUUGUCCAUAGGGAAGAAGGUAACGGAAUAACAGCCACAUUUCCACAUACUGAAACCAUUGCACUUGCUAUCUGUUUCCGAUUGAGAUCAAAAUCAAGGCGCAUCAGAGGAGAGCCUUCGGUUAUCUGCAAUGGCGAAGAAUUCAUCACCGAGACUUUACUUGCAAUGCCGGUGAUUGGAUAUUCUCCGCAUUUUUUCCUUCUAUGCUUGAGAAGUGACUGUUUUGUUGACCAAUCUUGCCAAGAUUAUCUCUUCCAAAUGUUAUUUCCUAACGAUUAUUAUGGAGAUAUCACAGUAGAGAGUUCAGGAGCCCGCUGGGUAUGUAAGCAAGACAUUCAAGAUUUGAUGAAAGCUGGAACUGAAACAGCAACAUGAACAUCAUCUCACCUUCUCCUCCUGUUAUUUAUUUUGUAAAAGGUUAGCACCUAAGAUAAAAUGCACUCAUGAUAAACGUAAUUUCUUCCCUAAAAUAAAAUUAUAUAAUUUUCCA
This is a messenger RNA of Arachis duranensis, 2711 nucleotides long. RefSeq names its product disease resistance protein RUN1-like. Gene Ontology annotation, biological process: defense response. The record is from RefSeq and is a predicted model, not a curated record. Lineage: Eukaryota; Viridiplantae; Streptophyta; Magnoliopsida; Fabales; Fabaceae. The transcript has 3 exons. Bases 131 to 2596 code for a protein of 821 amino acids. Gene Ontology annotation, molecular function: ADP binding.